AUGGACUUGAUGAAGCCAUGGACUCUACAACUCGAUCUUGUGUUUAAAAAGGGUGUUGCGCGUGAAACUACGACAUUUUGCGCAAAGAAUAACAUUUGUCUUCUACCGAAAGGACGCAAAAGAAGAUCAAACUCGUUCAUUACCUUCACUUCAAACGAUGUAAACCUUGUUGGUUUUCCAAUACAACUGGCUAAUGCACCAUCUGGCAGCAUGGACGCUCUUGUAGCAUUUUAUGUCAAAUUUCCACCCGGAGUCUCUUCAAAUCUCAGUGACUCUAUUGACGGUGCUAUACUCGUCGAUAUCAUAAAUGGUUCACUUGGUAAUAUCGGUAAAGACAUUGGAAAGACCUUGUUGUCCGUAUCAAGAUACCAGAUUCAAACUUCAGUGACCACAGAGUCUCCAGUAACGACGUCUGCUGGAUUUUUCCCUGAAGACAACAGCUCACUUGUUUAUAUAAUUGGUGGAUUAGUUGGUGGAACAAUUGUUCUUAUUCUACUAUUGGGUCUUAUUAUAAGAUGCUGUAGAAAACCACCAGCAAAAAGGUCUUAUACUGUACAAGAGGGUACUAAUGUGGAGAUGAGCGAAUACCAGCAAGACGGUACUUUCUUUCAAAAUCCAAAUGCAGAAUCCAAGCAAUGAUUAUAUGGUGAUUGCAAAACUUUAGCCUGAGACAAGGCUGAGAGAUCAGCACAUCUCUUGAAGGGAAUUUGGGCA
Messenger RNA from Exaiptasia diaphana, 714 nucleotides. RefSeq lists its product as uncharacterized. NCBI's taxonomy places the organism in Eukaryota, Metazoa, Cnidaria, Anthozoa, Actiniaria, Aiptasiidae. The record is from RefSeq and is a predicted model, not a curated record.